Cryptococcus wingfieldii CBS 7118 is the source of this 2874-nucleotide messenger RNA. Its product is annotated as coatomer beta subunit. The coding region runs from base 1 to 2874 and encodes 957 amino acids. Lineage: Eukaryota; Fungi; Basidiomycota; Tremellomycetes; Tremellales; Cryptococcaceae. The transcript has 8 exons. Gene Ontology annotation, molecular function: structural molecule activity. Gene Ontology annotation, biological process: intra-Golgi vesicle-mediated transport; endoplasmic reticulum to Golgi vesicle-mediated transport; intracellular protein transport. Gene Ontology annotation, cellular component: COPI vesicle coat; cytoplasm. The record is from RefSeq and is a predicted model, not a curated record.
AUGAACCCCGCCGUCCCCUGCUACACCAUCAUCCACGACGACCUCCUCGACGUCCCCUCCUCGGCAGACCUCAGGAAUGCCCUCCAGAAGGGCUCCGACGAGGUCAAGCUCGAGACCAUGCGCAGGAUCAUCGUCGGCACCCUCAACGGCCAGAACCAUUCCUCCCUUCUGAUGCCCAUCAUCCAAUAUGUCAUGCCCUCGCGCAACAAGCAGCUCAAGAAGAUGCUCCAUUUCUACUGGGAAGUAUGCCCCAAGCUGGACGAGCAGGGCAAGCUGAAGCAAGAGAUGAUCCUCGUCGUCAACGCGAUCCGAAACGACCUCCAGCACCCCAACGAGUACAUUCGAGGUGCUACCCUUCGAUACCUCCAAAAGGUCCGCGAGUCAGAGUUGCUGGAACCGCUGGUCCCUACCGUCAGGUCGUGUCUGGAGCACAGACAUUCCUUCGUCAGGAAGAAUGCGGUGUUUGCAGUGUACUCGAUCUUCCAGGACCAUGAGCAUCUCAUUCCUGAUGCGCCAGAGCUUCUGGAGACAUUCCUCGUCGCUGAGUCCGACUCUACAUGUAAACGCAACGCCUUUGUCACCCUCUGCAACAUCUCCCAACCCACCGCUGUCCGAUACCUCCUCGAAAACUUUGACCAAAUCGACAGCAUGGACGAGCUCAUGCAGAUGUCUGUCAUCGAGCUCGUUCGGAAGGAGGCCAAGACCGAGGGGAGCCACAGGGCCAAGUGGAUCAGGUGUAUCUCUGAGCUUCUUGGCUCCAAGUCACACGCCGUCAAGUACGAAGCCGCUACUAGCUUGACAACCUUGACCCAGAACCCGGCAGCUGUCAAGGCUGCUGCUGCGGCCCUCGCAGAGCUCAUCGUCAAAGAGGCGGACAACAAUGUCAAGCUCAUUGUUCUUGACCGAUUCAAUGCGCUGCGGGAAAAGCAUGAGCAUGUGUUGGACGGGAUGGUGAUGGACAUUUUGAAGGUGCUGAAUUCCCCCGACAUGGAAGUCAAGCGAAAGGCGAUCGGUAUUGCUCUCGAGAUGGUCUCCUCUCGUAAUGUUGAAGAAGUUGUCCUGUUCCUCAAGAAGCAGCUGCAGUCUACCAUCGACCAAGACUUUGACAAGAAUCUUGAAUACCGACAGCUGCUCAUCCAGAGCAUCCACUCGUGCGCUAUCCGAUUCUCCGAAGUGGCCGCCAAUGUCGUGUACGUCCUCAUGGACUUCCUCGGCGACUCCAACAACCCAUCAGCGGUGGAUGUGAUUGCUUUCGUGAGGGAAGUCGUAGAAAAGUUCCCCAAGUUGAGGGAGGCCAUCACCAAUAAGUUGAUCUCUACUUUCGGCGAGAUCAAAUCAGGCAAGGUCUACAGGGGUGCCAUGUGGAUCGUUGGCGAGUACUGUGAAAAGCCGGAAGAGAUCAAGCGGGCGGUCGGCGAGAUCAGGCAGGUAUUGGGUGAAAUCCCCAUCCUUGCUUCCGAGCAGCGUUUGUUGGAUGAGCACGAGGCCGCCGACCAAGGGCACGCCGAGCAGGACGAGGACAAGCCCAAGGCUGUCACCACUACACGAGUUUUGGCCGAUGGCACCUACGCCACCGAAACUGUCUACACUUCUUCUGCCGCUGCUGCCCGUCUUGAAGCUGUCCGCUCAGCUACCAAGCCUCCACUUCGAGCUCUUCUUCUUGGCGGCGACUUCUUCACCGGAAACGUGCUUGCGUCAACACUGACCAAGCUUGUCUUGAGGUAUUCCGAAGCUGCUGGUGCAAAUGACCCGACUGGUAUCAACACGCUUCGCGCUGAGGCCAUCUUGAUCAUGACCAGUGUGAUUCGUGUCGGUCAGUCUAAAUUCUCUGCCGUCCCCAUCGACGAGGAUGCCGAGGAACGAAUUAUGAACUGCAUCGAGACUCUUGCGCAAUUGCAAGGCAACAAGGCGCUUCACGAUGUAUUCUUGAAGGAUACCAAGGCGGCGUACGCAAAGAUGGUGGAGACUGAGGAAAAGAAGGCGCGUGAAAAGAAGGAGAGGGAAAGCAAGGUCGAGGUUGUGCAAGCGGAUGACUUGAUAGAGUUCAGGCAGUUGGCCAAGAAAUCGACUGUGACCGAGGUUGACGAUGUCGAUGACGUCGUCAAAGCCACUGGCUCUACCCAACCUCAAGACGACUUUGUUUCCAAGCUUUCUCGCAUCACACAACUCACUGGUUUCUCCGACCCUGUCUACGCCGAGACCGUCGUCACUUUGUCUCAAUACGACAUCAUCCUCGACGUUCUGCUCGUCAACACCACCAACGAGACUUUGCAAAACUUGACGGUAGACUUUGCUACGCUGGGCGAUUUGAAGCUUGUCGAACGACCGGCAGCUGUUACCCUGGGACCUCACGGCUUCCACAGUCUGUCAGCCACCGUCAAGGUCUCUUCCACUGAAACUGGUGUGAUCUUUGGAGCCAUUACAUACUCUAAACAAGGCGCCUCCGAUGCGGACGUCAGUAUUGUGAUGUCUGACAUUCACGUCGACAUCAUGUCCUUUAUCAAACCCAACUAUGUCAACGAAGCUCAGUUCCGCAGUAUGUGGACAGAGUUUGAGUGGGAAAACAAGGUGGCAGUGCAGACGGCCAUUGGUCAUCUGAGAGGCUACCUGGAUCAUCUGUUGAAGAGCACCCACAUGGCGUUGUUGACGCCCGAGGCAGCGUUGAGCGGAGAUUGCGACUUCUUGAGUGCCAACUUGGCCGCCAAGAGUCUGUUUGGUGAGGAUGCGCUUGCCAAUGCUUCCAUUGAACGGACAGAAGACGGCCAUAUCACUGGUCACGUCAGGAUAAGAAGCAAGACCCAGGGAAUCGCUCUGAGCUUGGGUGACAAGAUCACGUUGAGCCAGAAGGCUAAUGUAACAGUCGCUGCGGCCUAA